This is a messenger RNA of Argiope bruennichi, 2425 nucleotides long. Its product is annotated as phosphatidylinositol 3,4,5-trisphosphate 3-phosphatase and dual-specificity protein phosphatase PTEN-like. The coding region runs from base 626 to 1927 and encodes 433 amino acids. NCBI's taxonomy places the organism in Eukaryota, Metazoa, Arthropoda, Arachnida, Araneae, Araneidae. Gene Ontology annotation, cellular component: cytosol; cell projection; nucleus. The transcript has 11 exons. Gene Ontology annotation, molecular function: inositol-1,3,4,5-tetrakisphosphate 3-phosphatase activity; protein tyrosine phosphatase activity; phosphatidylinositol-3,4,5-trisphosphate 3-phosphatase activity. Gene Ontology annotation, biological process: cell motility; protein dephosphorylation; regulation of phosphatidylinositol 3-kinase/protein kinase B signal transduction. The record is from RefSeq and is a predicted model, not a curated record.
GAAACCUCGUGUGCUGUGCAUCUAUAUUCACUAUAAUCUUUCUACUCCUUUUUAUACAUUAUUAAUUUUCAUUUUUUGCAUGUAAGGUUUAUUUUUCGCUGCAUUUUUCUUCGCUUUAGAUUUGUUAGUGUACAGAGCAAAUGCUCUACAGCUUCCUUGAAGAUCCAAUUAUACUUAUUAAAAUGCUGAUAUGCACCCUGAAAGUACAGAACAGCGAAGUACAUUCGAAUUUUUCAAGGAAUGUGUUCAAUAUUUAAAGUUAUGUUUAUAACUGAAGCUCGUGUUUGUAUGCUGCAUUCCGUAAAUCAGACUUGCUUAUAAUGAUGUAAAGUAUAUAGAAAAGAUUUUUAACUCCAUCGUUAGUGUAUUUUGUUUUCAGUCUGGAAGAGAACGUGAAUGACGUUUUUUUCAUGUGCACUUUCCAUUUGGACUUUUUUUCAGAAAUAUGAUUUAGAAGAAAUUUCUAUUGGAUACACACAUUGAAAAUGUUGGAGUUAUGGUGCUUGUAUAAUUAUUUCGAACUUUGCGAUUGCAAGUAUUCGAAUUCUGUUUGUGAAAAAUUUUGCAACAGAUAUACUUCACCACUGUCGUUUCUCGUCAAACUUUCUUUAUUAGAGAGUGAGAAAUGAUGGCUUCAAGAAUCAAAGGUCUAGUCAGCAAAAAGAAGCGAAGAUAUAAAGAAGAUGGUUUUGAUCUAGACCUUACCUAUAUUUGCAAUAAUAUCAUUGCCAUGGGAUAUCCAGCAGAAAAAGUAGAAGGGUUGUAUAGAAAUCAUAUUGAUGAUGUUAAAAGAUUUUUAGAUUCAAAGCAUGAUCAACAUUACAAAAUUUACAAUUUAUGUACAGAACGAAAUUAUGACACAAGUAAAUUUCACCAAAGAGUUGCGCAAUAUCCUUUUGACGAUCAUAAUCCUCCGAGUUUAGAACUCAUCAAGCCUUUCUGUGAUGAUGUUGAUAGCUGGCUGUCAAAAGAUGAAAAUAAUGUUGCAGUUAUACACUGUAAAGCAGGAAAGGGAAGAACUGGCGUAAUGAUCUGUGCAUAUCUUCUUCAUAAAGGAAUACAUGCAACAGCUGAAGAGGCAUUAAAAUAUUAUGGGAAUGCUAGAACCCACAAUCAGAAGGGUGUAACAAUUCCUAGCCAGCGGAGAUAUGUUGAUUAUUAUGCUGAACUAGUCAGGAAUAAUCUUGUAUACAAACCUGUGACUCUUAUUUUGAGAUCUAUUGUUAUUGAACCUGUACCUACAUUUAAUGGAGGAACUUGCAGUCCUUACUUUGUUGUUUAUCAGUUAAAAACCAAAUUAUACACAUCACCUGUUCUAGAAGUAAAGCGUAAUAAGAAGUUCCUAUCCUUUGAAUUUACUGAAACAGUGCCAGUUUGUGGAGAUAUCAAGAUUGAAUUUCGCAAUAGACCAAAAUUUGGGAAAACGGAAAAGAUGUUCCUUUUCUGGUUUAAUACAUUUUUCGUCCGACCUGUUAGUGAGAGUUUACAAAAUACCCAAAGUAAUGGAUGCACCGCUACCUCUGUAUCUUCAUAUAUUAAUUUAAAUAGCUAUCCUGUGAGGAAAGAAAAAGAUAAUAUUACCUCAUAUCAUUUUCCUUCAUCACCACAUGCAGAGAAGAACAGAAGUUUGCAACCUGAAGAUUAUGGAAAAUGUCCUGUGUUAAUACUGUAUAAAAAUGACUUAGACAAGGCUACAAAAGACAAAACACAUAAACUUUUUAGCAGAGAUUUCAAGGUCACAGUAGAAUUUACUAGUGUGAAUGAUUCUCCCAACAUUUCACUUGAUUCUGAAUACAAGGGAUCUGUUCAAGGACAUAGUGAUACUGCAAGUAGUCAUGGUGAGACAAGUAGUGACAAUGAAAUGCUAGAAAGUGAAACGGAUUCAGACGAUGAGGAUUGGGAAGGCUGUGAAGCGACUCAUGUUUGAUAUGAAAGCUGAAAGCUUUUUUUAACUUAACAAAUUCUUUUGUCUGACUUCUUUGAAGUAGGUUGUGUAGGUAAGAGCAAGAUAUGAUCUUGUUUCUUACAAACCACUGAUGACAUUUUGGGACUUAAAAAUGCAAUUAUGUAUGACUUUUUAUGUCUGAUUUAUGGUGAGCAAACAUCCAGUUAUUGAGAACAAGAAGAAUUUUUUUAAUUUGUAGAAAUUGUUCUUAAUCAUCAUGUGUCAGACAGUUGUAUAUCGUUUUGUGUGUUUAAAAAAAUAUUCAAUGAUCAUCUGUGAUUUUGACUCUGUGCCGUGUAUAUUCAUUGAACAUAAAUAAUAAACGGGCUGUGAAAUGCCUCUAUCCAUGCAUUGUAGUAAAUUUUUGUUUUUACAUCCUUUUGCAUAAAAUGUACCUUCAUUUUUCUCUAAUUUCUGACGAAGCCACUUUGGCUGUUCAGUGUGCCAAGAUAUUGAGAAAUUUAAAUGGAAUCGAGAUGU